UGUGAAUGGAGUUGUUUCAAAAAUAAACCCCCCCUUUCAAUGCCUCAAUCUAGGACAAGAAACUCACUCUUCACAAUUAUCAACCAUCCUUACCAAGUCUUCAUUUGAAAGAAACCCCUCAAACAAUCUUUCCAGUCCUAUCAAGGAGUCAAAGCAAAUGAAGGAGAAAUCACCUUCUGCUAUGGCGUCAGUCAAGGGCUCAGUUAACAAGGAAAAGGAAAUUGAAUCCUUGAAAAUGGAGGUUGGCAAGAAUGAAGAAUCGGAUAAAGAAGCUUCAUUUAACAAAAUGAAAGAUGAAUCGGGUAUGGUCAAAUCCUCCGAGUCUGAUCCAACAGAGUCUUUAUCGGAAGAUCAACAGAGAAUCCAUCAACUGAGUGAACAAAUCAAGGAAAGAAAAGAAUCCGAGAAGAAGAUAUAUGAUUCAUAUGUGGCUCAAUCGAAAGAGUUUGAGCAAGAAAAGGUUUCACUUGAACAUUCCAAGAACCAAAUCAACUCUCUCCUGGAAAACAUGCAGAAAUGGGAACACCCAUCAAAUGUUUCCUUUCAAACUUCCAUGGGGAAUGAUCAUUUAAAAAGACUUGAAUUGGAGCUUCAAUUUACCAAAGAGAAAUUGGUUCGUGCGCAAGAAGAUGAGCAAGCUUCUUCAUUAAGGGCUAAGAAUCUAACUGAGGAAGUCAACUUUCUGAAAAGUGAAAUGAAAUUCAUUGCUGAUGCAGAAGAAAACAACAAAAAAGCCAUGGAUGAUUUAGCCUUGGCAUUGAAAGAAGUGAUAACAGAAGCAAACGAAGCCAAGAACAAGCUGUCUGCAACACAAUUUGAGCUGGAGAAAACAAAAGGGUUGGUAGAAAAUUUGAAGAUGAAGCUGAAAAUGGUGGAAGGAAAGUACAACGAAGCAAAAAAAGAAGCUGAUCGAUAUAAAAACACAUCGGAGAGGUUAAGGAUAGAAGCUGAAGAAUCCCUCAUGGCAUGGAAUACAAGAGAGAUUGGAUUCGUGGACUGCAUUAGAAAAGCCGAAGAUGAACGAAAUGCUGCAAAAGAAGAAAGCAAAGCACUGCUGGAAUCCCUUGAAGAAGCUGAGAAUAUGAACAAGAAGGCCAAGGAAGAGAAUCAGAAACUUCGGGACAUCAUGAAACAGGCCAUAAAUGAAGCUAACGUAACCAAAGAAGCGGCCAACAUUGCUAGAGAGGAGAAUUCGCAACUCAAGGACUCCAUUACCAAAAAAGAUGAAGCUUUGAAUUUCCUUUCCCAAGAGAAUGAAACCCUUAAGAUCAAUGAAGCGGCUGCUUGUGAGAUGAUUAAGGAGUUGAAGCAGUUGCGAAAUAAAGGAGUUUGAAAACGCCCGAUGCUCACGAAAAAGGUAAUAAAACGAAUUAAAGUGGUGAAAAAUUUGUAUAGAUUCAGCACUCCCAUUUGUUUGAUUCUAAAGUUCCCGUAGAAACAAAUUAAAAUGUUGCAGAAGAUGAAAGUGAUGAUGAAGAUUCAAAGCAGCUUAAAUGAAAA
This is a messenger RNA of Gossypium arboreum, 1500 nucleotides long. RefSeq lists its product as uncharacterized. The transcript has 2 exons. The coding region runs from base 158 to 1333 and encodes 391 amino acids. The record is from RefSeq and is a predicted model, not a curated record. Lineage: Eukaryota; Viridiplantae; Streptophyta; Magnoliopsida; Malvales; Malvaceae.